AUGGCGGAGGGCAAGAUGACUGCCACCGCUAAAGCGGCCUUCUUGACAAACACUUCUGAAGCAGAUCCUCACUCGUACCAAAUUGGAUUUGGGAACCGGUUUGCAUCAGAAGCUGUGCCUAAUGUAUUACCCAAAGGGCAAAAUGUUCCUCAACGAGUGAAGUAUGGUUUAUAUUCAGAGCAGUUGAAUGGGGCUCCCGUAUUGAGCUCUAGGGAUGCGAUCCGACAUGUAUGGAUGUACAGGAUUCGGCCGUCGGUGGCUCAUGGCCGCGUUUCCCCAGAUCCUAAUCUCAAUGUGAAUAUCGAAUCUUGCUUCUCUCCAUCGAACCACAACGUGGAGUUUGUCGCAUCACAGCAAGCAUGGGAUCCAUUUCCUAUCCUAGAGCCUAUUGAACAUGGAUCAUCAUCUGCUGGCACCGACUUUAUCCAGGGUAUCAAGACCAUUGGCGGCCAAGGAGAUCCCACCCUUAGAGAAGGUGUCGCGGUCCAUGUUUUCUCAGCGAAUAUCUCAAUGGGACACUCGGCAUUCUCCAACAACGACGGCGAAUUCCUAAUUUUGCCUCAACACGGCAGACUAAAUAUACAAACCGAACUGGGCUGGAUUAUGGCACGUCCUGGAGAAGUCGUGGUAAUUCCAGCUGGAAUCCGUUUUCGUGUUCUUCUCCCAGAUGGGCCGGUAAGAGGCUAUAUACAAGAGGUUUUCGGUACGCACUACGAACUUCCGGAACUCGGUGUCGUUGGAUCGAAUGGCCUAGCACUCCCGAGGGAUUUUGAGUCUCCAGUGGCUAGUUUCGACAUUGAUGACACGCCAUGGACAAUUACGUACAAGCUGGCAAGCACCUUGCAUAAUUGCAAGCAAAACCACUCUCCAUUCGAUGUUGUGGCAUGGCACGGCAAUUUGGUUCCCUACAAAUACGCCAUGGAGAAGUUUGUCAACAUGGCAAAUGCAAACAAAGAUCAAGCCGACCCGACAAUCUACUGUGUUUUAACGGCCAAAUCCAAAGUCCCUGGUGUAUCACUCAGUGACUUCCUAGUUUUCACAAAGAAAUGGAUCACGGCAGAAGAUACCUUUCGGCCGCCAUACUAUCACCGGAAUAUGAGCACUGAGAUUAUGGGUUUGAUAUAUGGAAAAUAUGGUGGAUCUAGUCAUGUCUUGGAUGGUGGCGGCCUGAGCUACGAAGCGAGCUACAUGCCCCAUGGCGAAACGUACGAUACGUGGAAAGAUGCCACCACUCGCGAGUUGGAGAAUGUGAUUAUCUGUGAAGAUACGAUGGCGUUCAUGUUUCAUAUCAGCGUGCCGGUAUUGCUUACGAAAUGGGCGACACAGGGCGACGGGUCCAAGUACCUUCAUACAAGUGACCCCCAUCAAUGGGAUAAUUUGAAGGCCCAUUUUUUGGAUCACUUGGAAGAAGUCAACACGGACCUGAAGGCCGCUGGACUCCCGAUGUUAGCACAGCAUAACUGA
Molecule: messenger RNA, 1464 nt
Organism: Metarhizium brunneum ARSEF 3297
Lineage: Eukaryota; Fungi; Ascomycota; Sordariomycetes; Hypocreales; Clavicipitaceae
Product: Homogentisate 1,2-dioxygenase
Biological process (GO): L-phenylalanine catabolic process
Cellular component (GO): cytoplasm
Molecular function (GO): homogentisate 1,2-dioxygenase activity
Source: RefSeq, a predicted model, not a curated record